This is a messenger RNA of Triticum aestivum (bread wheat), 3665 nucleotides long. RefSeq names its product probable polygalacturonase. Gene Ontology annotation, biological process: carbohydrate metabolic process. Lineage: Eukaryota; Viridiplantae; Streptophyta; Magnoliopsida; Poales; Poaceae. Gene Ontology annotation, molecular function: polygalacturonase activity. The record is from RefSeq and is a predicted model, not a curated record. The transcript is spliced from 2 exons. Bases 1891 to 3471 code for a protein of 526 amino acids.
UGGACGUGGAAGCCUCCAUAUUCAUCAUGUGGGUGUGGGAGGAGCGUGCGGAAAGUAGUGGUUUUGAGCACCGCUGUGCUCCUCGUGACCCUGCUGGCUUGCAAAACGUGACCACCGGCGGGGACGGGCCCACAGGAGUAGCAGUACGCGCGCACUGAUGGGCACUAGUAGCCGCCCGUGAAGUUGAAGCCAAAUGGAAGUGCGUACGGGAAAAGGUCCAUUUUAAACCCUCGACUCGUAGACAUUCGACGAAAGGAACGCUCAAGUCGAAAUCCCGGUCGAUUGCACCUUGAACUAUAUAAUCCUGGUCUAAAUCAAACCCUGACAAAUGUCAACCAGGAUUUGUCUAGCUGGUGGGCCAAGGAGCACCUGUCCGCGCUGGGCCAGCCCAUUUAUUUUUUUGUUUGCUCAAAAAAAUCUGUCUUUUUUUUUCUGUCGCUCUUUGCUGCAGAACUGCGGACGGGAGCUCCUGACCUUCUGCGUAGGGCUCGCCUAAACGGGCGAACGUACGGAAUAGAAAUUAACGAACUAAAAAGUUGUGCCGUAAAAUUCAAAAAAGAAAAGUUUUUGUGCCGACGGAGGGAUUCGAACACGCGACCUUUCGCUGGAUAGAUGCGACGCCAGCCAGUGCAGCUAGGGAUUGGGAAAGGUACUGUAGUACAGCGUAAAUUUAAAGUAGUACGGUCAGCGACAGAUCCUUUUUUGAAAUAUUCGUUCAAAAACAUGAACAAUGUUUUCUUGAAGAAAUUUAAAACUCAAACAAACUGCUAAAUCGUGAACAAUUAUUGAAAAAAUGAUUAAAAAAUUUAUAUACGACAAACGAUUUUCAAAUAUAAAUUGAAUAAUUUUUAGGUGUACGAUGACCAAUUUUUAACUACACAGCGAAUACUUUUCUGAUAUACAUUGAAAUAAUUUAAAACAUAUUAUACAUUUUUGUGAUAUACGAUGAACAAAUUUUAUACACUGCACAUUUUUGUAAUAUAAUUUGAACAAUUUUAACUGACAAACCAUUUUUGUGAUUAGUCACUGAAAUUUUUUGUGAUAUGCGCUGAAAAAACAUUUAAAUACCCGUUGAAUUUUUUUAUGUACAAUGAACAAAAUUUUCAGUGAGUAAUCACACUAGCUACCUACUCAGUACGUCUAUAUUGCAGUGCCAAUUUUAAAGUACAAUGUAUCGCGACAAAUUUCUUUUUUCUUCAAAGUUUUCAACAAUUUUUGGAAACAAAUGUGGUUUUUUAAAUACAUUGAAUUCUUUAAAAAUAUACUUUGAACAUUUUUUACAUACAUUGAAAAAAUUAAACAGCACCAGCACGGGGUCGCAUGUUCAAGGCACACCAUGCGCUCUUUUAACAAAAAAAAAACAAAAGCGGGCCGGCCCAGCAAAAGCAACGUGUAGCGCCCUUUGUGAAAUUUUAUUUCUUAACAGAAAAAGAUAAAGCGGGCCGGCCCAGCGGGGUGGAGGUGUGUGCCCUCAGCGAAAUCCCAGUAAUCCCGGCCAUCCAAACGACUCGAAGGUUUGAUUUAGACCAGGAUUGCAUAGUUGAGGGUACAAUCGACCGGGAUUUUGACUUGAGGGUUUGUUUCGUUGACGACGACAUGCACGCAUGAGUGAACAAGACAGUAGCAGUGCAGCACUGCCUUCCUUGGCUCCAUGCGCAUGCAUUGCAUGCAUCAAGAUUAACGCAGCAGUAAACUAGUUAAUGUCGGCAAUUUAUACAAAUAAAUACUACAUAGCACACUAAUGAGGAUAAAAUAAUGGAAAGAUUUUGUAAAGCGCAUUGAGAUCGUGCCUCCUAACUCAGCGCCACCCCAAGGCACGGCCGGUCUGGGUUGGAUCUUCUUCUUCUUCCUCCUCCUCCCAUCCUAUCCUAUAAAUAGAGCGAGAGGUGGAUGUUCGUCUCACAACCCAAUCCCCCAUUCCCUUCCGGCUUCCGCUCCCUCCUCCAGACAACAGAGACAGGGACACAGAUCUCUGUCUCCACUCUCUCUCUCUCGAGAGCAGCAGCAGCAGCAGCAAUGGCGUCGCCGCUCCCCUUCCAUAUCCUGUGCUUCGCCGUCCUCCUGGCGGCGACGGCGGCGUCGGCGCGCCGCCACGCGCCGCCGCAGGCGGGCGCGGCGGGGCAGAGCACCUACAUGGCGCCCAGCUGCCGGGAGCACACGGCGUCGCUGACGGACUUCGGGGGUGUGGGCGACGGCAACACCUCCAACACGGCGGCGUUCCGCAAAGCGGUGGAGCACCUGUCGCAGUACUCGGGCGAGGGCGGCGGCGGCGGCAUGCUCUACGUGCCCGCCGGCCGGUGGCUCACCGCGCCCUUCAACCUCACCAGCCACUUCACGCUCUUCCUCCACGCCGACGCCGUCAUCCUCGGGACGCAGGACGUGGCCCAGUGGCCGGUCAUCGACCCGCUGCCCUCCUACGGCCGCGGCCGGGACCACGCCGGGGGGCGGUACGCGAGCCUCGUGUCCGGAUCCAACCUCACCGACGUGGUGAUCACGGGGAACAACGGCACCAUCGACGGGCAGGGCGCCACGUGGUGGUCCAAGUACAAGUCCGGCAAGCUCAAGUACACGCGCGGCUACCUCAUCGAGCUCAUGCACACCGACGGCGUCUUCAUCUCCAACGUCACGCUCGUGAACUCGCCGGCGUGGAACAUCCACCCGGUCUACAGCCGCAACAUCGUCGUGUCCGGGGUGACCAUCCUGGCGCCCACCAAGUCGCCCAACACGGACGGCAUCAACCCGGACUCGUGCUCCCAGGUGCGCAUCGAGGACUGCUACGUCGUCUCCGGCGACGACUGCGUGGCCAUCAAGAGCGGCUGGGACGAGUACGGCAUCGCCGUCGGCAUGCCCAGCGAGCACAUCGUCGUGCGCCGCCUCACCUGCGUGUCGCCCACCAGCGCGGUGAUCGCGCUCGGCAGCGAGAUGUCGGGCGGCAUCCAGGACGUGCGCGCCGAGGACAUCACCGCCAUCGGGACCGAGUCGGCGGUGCGGAUCAAGACGGCGGUCGGGCGCGGCGCAUACGUGCGCGACGUGUACGCGAGGAGGAUGCGGCUCGACGGCAUGAAGCGCGUCUUCUGGAUGACCGGUGACUACAAGUCCCACCCCGACGACGGCUAUGACAAGACCGCCGUGCCGGUCGUCGAGAACAUCAGCUACCAGGACGUGGUGGCCACCGGCGUGUGGAAGGAGGCCGCAAGGAUGCAGGGCAUCCAAGGCGCGCCCUUCAAGGGCAUCUGUAUGGCCAACGUCACCGCUGAGAUGACCAAGGAGAGGAAGGUGUCAUGGAACUGCGUCGACGUCGAGGGCGUCUCCGCGGGCGUCACCCCGGCGCCUUGCGCGCCGCUGCAGGGCACCCACGCCGGCUCCUGCCCGUUCCCCACUGACACGCUCGCCGUCGACAAGAUCGCCGUGCAGCAGUGCUCAUACUCCAUCGCUUCCCCUGCUGCUUCUUCAGUGGCUGGGACAGGGUAGCUCAACCAUACCGUAUACAGUAGUAUCCAGCUGCUUGCUGCACCAAGUGAUGAGGCUAUUGGAUCUCUAAGUGAGAACUGUAACAAUAAGGAGCGUGUUGGUAACUUUAGAAGUAAAAAAGGUUGUUGUGGGUAACAUACUUACUGUUUCAAUGCAAACAGAGUUGCAAAUUCAGAAUUGUUGCUUUGUUGUAA